Messenger RNA from Cucurbita moschata (crookneck pumpkin), 3901 nucleotides. RefSeq names its product exocyst complex component SEC10b-like. The record is from RefSeq and is a predicted model, not a curated record. Bases 1041 to 3557 code for a protein of 838 amino acids. Lineage: Eukaryota; Viridiplantae; Streptophyta; Magnoliopsida; Cucurbitales; Cucurbitaceae. Gene Ontology annotation, biological process: Golgi to plasma membrane transport; exocytosis. The transcript is spliced from 25 exons. Gene Ontology annotation, cellular component: cytoplasm; exocyst.
CAAACCCAAACCCAAACCAAAACCAAAUCAGAAAUCAUUCAACGACCAAGCAACUGCUCCCUCCUUCACUGUCUCCAUUCACAGGUAUGCCUUUCAAUUUUGUAUUUGAUCACUGCGCAAUGACUCCCCGUCUUUGAAUCUCCCGCCCCUACCUUCUCUUGCUUAGAUUAGAUCAAUUCGGCGGGUAAAUUCUGCUCUACUUCAUUAUCACCAAAAUUUUCAUUCUUAAUUUUACUUUGCUUUGGAUCCUUGCCCAAUAACAGGUUGGUUUGAUUGCUAAAGUAGCUAUGUAUUUUUAUAUUUUUUUGCAUAGUAAAGUUACUUUAGAUCAUGAGCGAUACAGUUUUGAUAUUGGGUCGUAGCCAAUUUGUAAGAUGAGGCUCUGUAGCAUUUUGAUCAAUGGAAAUGUUGCGUUUGCUUGCAAUAGCAAGUUAUUGUCCACAUCCGAAUUUGAUACUUACGGUUUAAUAUCCUGAAUUUUGGUUAACUCGUGUGAAAUUGGCUUGUUGGUCUGGCGAUGAAUUUGUUGGAUCACACUUGGGCUCGGAAAUACGAGCGCAAAUUGGAAUGAUUGAUCUCAAAGAGGAUCCAAUUUCAGAAAAUGCAGAGAUCUUCGCUGUUUUUUAAUAAAAUUGUGAACUAGUUCGAGUUGAUGCAAUUGAUGGCUUUCAUCUGCUGCGUGUGUAAUAGCUUUAUUUACCACAAUGCUACACAUGUUUCUCUGGAUUGAGUUUUUGUUUGUUUAAAUUAAUUUCUAAAGCUUCACGGCUUUUUAGUAUGUUGUUUUUGUUUAAACGGGAGAGUUCUUCAUUUUGGAUCUGUGUUUGAGUUUGAGCUAUUCUAUAUCUUGAUUGUUCCUCUGAUUCUUUGUAUUCUAUUCCAAAAAUGAAAACCAUGUUCAUGGUUGACACAAUUGGUGUACUCAACACUUGGUUUUAGUGAAUCGACUAGAUUCCUCAUGGCUAACUUGUAUUCUUUUACAAGUUUGAGUAACGCUUGAAAGGAGCUGGAUCUGUAUACUUUCUCCCUAUUUGUUAAAGAUGAGAGAGACUAGAGAUGGGGCCAAGAAAAACAUGCAUGCAAAAAAUCCAUCUGUUAGCUCACUUCCCCUCAUUUUGGAUGUUGAUGAUUUUAAGGGCGAUUUUUCUUUCGAUGCAUUGUUUGGAAAUUUGGUGAAUGAGCUCCUUCCAUCAUUUCAAGAGGAAGAAACUGAUUCAGUAGACGGACACAACAUUAGCAAUGAUGUUUUCCCUAAUGGGCAUUUUCGGGGACAAUCAGAUACCAUUAAGUUCUCCCAAGCGCUGGCUACUCCUUUGUUUCCAGAAGUCGACAAACUCUUAGCGUUGUUCAAGGAUUCCAGCCAAGAGUUGGUUGAUCUUCGAAAACAGAUCGAUGGUAAACUUUACAAUCUCAAGAAAGAUGUUGCUGCCCAAGAUUUCAAGCAUCGCAAGACACUUGCUGAGUUGGAAAAAGGCGUAGAUGGCCUGUUCACCAGUUUUGCAAGGUUAGAUUCGCGCAUUUCAAGUGUUGGACAGACUGCUGCGAAAAUUGGAGAUCAUCUGCAAAGUGCAGAUGCCCAAAGGGAAACUGCUAGUCAAACAAUAGAGUUGAUAAAGUACUUGAUGGAAUUCAAUGGCAGCCCUGGUGACUUAAUGGAGCUUUCCCCAUUAUUUUCUGAUGAUAGUCGUGUUGCAGAGGCGGCCUCAAUUGCACAAAAAUUGCGGUCAUUUGCUGAGGAAGAUAUUGGACGACAGGGGAUUUCUGUACCGUCAAUUGUAGGAAAUGCAACUGCCAGCAGGGGUUUGGAAGUUGCAGUUGCGAACCUUCAGGACUACUGUAAUGAGUUGGAGAACAGAUUGCUGUCUCGUUUCGAUGCAGCAUCACAAAGAAGAGAAUUAUCUACUAUGGCUGAAUGUGCUAAAAUUCUUUCACAGUUUAACAGAGGUACUAGUGCCAUGCAACAUUAUGUGGCAACACGUCCCAUGUUUAUCGAUGUUGAAAUUAUGAAUGCGGACACCAGAUUGGUCCUUGGUGAGCAGGGUUUGCAGGCCACUCCGAACAAUGUUGCUCGUGGGCUAUCUUCCUUGUACAAAGAAAUUACAGAUACUGUAAGAAAAGAAGCUGCAACUAUAAUGGCAGUAUUUCCUUCUCCGAAUGAUGUUAUGUCAAUCUUAGUCCAGCGUGUAUUGGAGCAACGGGUCACAGCUCUUUUAGACAAGUUACUGGUGAAGCCAUCCCUCGUGAAUCUUCCUCCAAUGGAAGAAGGCGGGCUGUUAUUGUACCUUAGAAUGCUGGCGGUGGCAUAUGAGAAGACACAACAGCUUGCUAGAGACCUACGAGCUGUUGGAUGUGGUGAUUUGGACGUCGAAGGCCUCACGGAGUCUUUGUUUUCUACUCACAAGGAGGAGUAUCCGGAGCAUGAGCAGGCAUCUCUCACACAGCUGUAUCAGGCUAAGAUGGAAGAGUUACGUACUGAGAAUCAGCAAGGUUCUGAGUCAUCUGGUUCUAUAGGACGUGCGAAAGGAGCUUCGAUGUCAACUUCGCCUCAGCAAAUUUCUGUUACUGUUGUUACCGAGUUUGUGCGAUGGAAUGAGGAAGCAAUUUCUCGUUGCACUUUAUUCUCCUCUCAACCUGCUACUUUGACGGCCAAUAUAAGAACUAUAUUUACUUGUCUGCUUGAUGAAGUCAGUCAGUAUAUCACAGAUGGCCUUGAACGGGCUAGGGAGAGCUUGACCGAGGCAGCUGCUUUGAGGGAAAGGUUUGUGCUGGGUACAAGUGUUAGUAGAAGAGUGGCUGCUGCAGCUGCUUCCGCAGCAGAAGCAGCAGCAGCAGCUGGUGAAAGCAGUUUCAAAUCUUUCAUGGUUGCUGUACAACGUUGUGGUAGUAGUGUGGCAAUAGUCCAGCAAUACUUUGCAAACUCGAUUUCCCGGCUCUUGCUCCCGGUGGAUGGUGCCCAUGCUGCUUCAUGCGAAGAGAUGUCAACAGCUAUGUCUACUGCAGAGGCUGCAGCCUAUAAAGGACUGCAACAGUGCAUCGAAACUGUAAUGGCUGAGGUUGAGCGGUUGCUUUCUGCUGAACAGAAGGCUACGGAUUAUAGGUCUCCUGAUGAUGGAAUGGCUCCUGAUCAUCGGCCAACAGUUGCUUGCACGAGAGUUGUGGCUUACCUUUCUCGCGUGCUUGAAUCUGCGUUUACUGCUCUUGAAGGUCUUAACAAGCAAGCUUUCUUAACCGAGCUGGGAAAUCGGUUCCACAAAGGCCUCCUCAGCCACUGGCAGAAGUUCACUUUCAAUCCUAGCGGAGGUCUACGUCUGAAGCGUGACAUAACAGAGUACGGAGAAUUUGUGCGCAGUUUUAACGCUCCUUCUGUUGAUGAAAAUUUCGAGUUACUGGGCAUCAUGGCCAAUGUCUUCAUUGUUGCUCCUGAAAGUCUCUCAAGUCUAUUUGAGGGUACCCCAAGCAUUCGGAAAGAUGCACAAAGGUUUAUCCAGCUCAGAGAGGAUUACAAGAGUGCAAAACUCGCAUCUCGUCUUAGCUCUCUGUGGGUCAACUCAAACUGAUACGUCCUUAAAUCCGAGCUACGACCUUGUAAGUCUCGUACUUUCACAUCCGUUAAGCAUUCUAUAAGCUGCACGUCCUAAUUAUAUGCCCAAAUUCGUUGGUAGUAUUGGUAGAGAGUUGGAAAGGUUGAGGGAAUAGUUUAUCAUCCUUUGGUUACUGUUUAUUAUUAUAUUCUUUUGGGGGAAAAAUAAUCCAACUUUGAACACAUUUUUUCUUAAGUUAGGAGUAAGGUGAUAGUUUCAUUAUUAAGAUUCAAUUCUUAGGUUGAUUUGUGGGACAGGGAACUGAAUUAUCUCCCAUGGUGGUUCUUAUCAGCUGUAAAUGAUUUUGCUUUUGGUUCUGC